CACUUCCUGCACUGAGCAGCUAGGCUGGGAAUGCACACUUCUCUCCCGGGUUUACUACAGUAGGAGUCGCACUAGUCCACCAGUGCUCACUGUUCAGCAGGCUGAGGGAGGAACAGCCACCUUCUUCUUCUUCUCCCAGGCAGCCUGAAGGGGAAAGCAACACAGGCACAGCGGCGAGCACACGAGACGGGGGGACCCUUAUCGCCCGGUAUCAGUGCGAUAUCCAGCAAAGUUUUGUGCCGGGGGCUGCCCGGGGACGCGGCGGUGUGUGUGCACGUCUGGGGAUUCCUAUAGCAACAAGUGAGAGAGAGAGCUGGGAGCCGGCUGAACAAGUUUGCAGCGUGCCGCCUCACUGACUUGGGGCUCAUAAUGAGGAAUAUAUGGAUCCUGGUGUCCUUUGGCUGGCUGGCCCUUGUGUCCGGGGAAACGCGGGUGGCUACUACAUCAGACAAAGACUUAUAUAUUGAUAACACUUCGAUCGAAGAUUCUUCAGGAGUAUACCCAAUCGAUGAUGAUGACUACUCCUCUGGGUCUGGUUCAGGAGUGGCAGAAGUUGAUGCUGAAGAAGUCCCAGUACAGCUGUCAACCCUCCAAUCACUUCCAGAGAGUCCACCCACUAGUGAUGCUCCAGUUAUAGAGACGACUACGCUGAAGAUGCUGACAAAACUUGUAGUGGCAGCAGAGGGGCCUCAGAUCAACAAGAAUAAGGAGUCCGCAGGAAGCAACGCCAAUGGUGAUACAGACGUAUACACAGAGAAGCAGUCAGAGAACCUCUUUCACAGAACAGAAGUACUUGCAGCGGUUAUUGCUGGUGGAGGCAUCGGCUUCCUUUUUGCUGUUUUCCUAAUCCUGCUGCUUGUUUAUCGCAUGAGGAAGAAGGAUGAAGGCAGCUACGACCUGGGAGAGAGAAAACCAUCCAGCGCAGUCUACCAAAAGGCACCUACUAAAGAGUUUUACGCGUAAAACUCCCACGUAGUGUCUCUCUUUUUGAGAUCACUGAACUUUUUUCUUUUUUCUUUUAAAUAAAGCUUUUGCAUAGAAUUAAGAAGAUUUUUUUUUUCCUUGUUCUCUAAAGAGCCUCGGAGGCAAAUUUAUGAUAUGGAAAAAAAAAUCCCAUUGUAUUUAAGAGAAUAAAAACUUUUCAUGUAUUCCUUAAAAACAAAAAAAAAGUUAAAAAAAAAUAAAAAAAAUCUUGGCAUUGUUGAGUGGGUAACAGUGGCAAAGUAUUAUUUUAUAUGACCAUUGGUAUUCACCAAGAUGUUUCAUAUCUUUAUGCAUAAACAUACAAGAUGGAAAAAAUUACAAACGGUAGCUUUCAAACUUCGGGUCUAUAAAAGGUUGUUUAAUAUUUUUAGCAUGUCUCAGAUCGCUCAAAGUUUUAGUUUUUGUUUUCAAUAAUUUAUCUGUUUCCAAACAAAUGCCUUUAGUAGUUGUCAUGGUGCAAUUGUCCUAGGGUAAUUCAGAUAUACAGUAUAUUAGUGUAAAUGUACUUUUUUCUUUUCUUUUUUUUUUCUAUGUAAACUUAAAAAAAAUGUAUAAAUCUGUUUUUUUUUCUUCCUUCUCCUUUUUUUUUUUUUUACAAAACCGCUCUGAUUCUCAGUGUACUUUCUAGCGAAUUUAGUCUGACGUGCAAAAUGAAAAAAGAAAAUGUCUAUUUACCAGCUGUUCGUAAGCUACUCUUAUUUGUAAAGGUGCAUUCACUCUUA
This is a messenger RNA of Nanorana parkeri, 1706 nucleotides long. RefSeq names its product syndecan 2 (gene SDC2). Gene Ontology annotation, biological process: cell migration. Gene Ontology annotation, cellular component: cell surface; membrane. The record is from RefSeq and is a predicted model, not a curated record. NCBI's taxonomy places the organism in Eukaryota, Metazoa, Chordata, Amphibia, Anura, Dicroglossidae. Bases 370 to 963 code for a protein of 197 amino acids. The transcript has 5 exons.